Macrobrachium nipponense is the source of this 1883-nucleotide messenger RNA. RefSeq lists its product as uncharacterized. The transcript is spliced from 6 exons. Gene Ontology annotation, biological process: protein ubiquitination. The coding region runs from base 72 to 1742 and encodes 556 amino acids. Gene Ontology annotation, molecular function: ubiquitin protein ligase activity. NCBI's taxonomy places the organism in Eukaryota, Metazoa, Arthropoda, Malacostraca, Decapoda, Palaemonidae. The record is from RefSeq and is a predicted model, not a curated record.
UGGGGCAGUGAUGGUGGACGACCAGAGACGUUGUCUCUCUCCCCUUGUGUCUGUGUUUUGGUUUUAUCUUUAUGCCGUAUAGUUCCACUACCAUGCUGUCACAGAACAUUCAGAUGGACUCUAACAGAUAUUGGAAGGAUGCUGAGGUGGUCAAGAAGGCAGAUAUGUCUGACGUCGACCAAAUGUGUGCACCUAAGGAAUGUGGAAUCUGCAAUGAGAUCUUCAAUGAGGACAAAAAUUGUCCCAAGAUCCUCCCUUGCUACCAUUGUCUGUGCGCCAUAUGCAUUGACCAGCUCAUCGUCAACAACCUCCAGUCUUGUCCCUUUUGCCGAAAGGAGUUUCAUGCGCUUUCAGCUAAGGACUUCGGAACAAACUUCAACUUACUAGAUAUUCUCAAAUAUGUGAAUGAGCUGGAAGAGCUGAGCAAGUUGACGCCUGCGAGAGUGAAGGGGAACCGCUCUCUGCAGCUUCUGAAUAACUGCAAAGCAGAGAGCAGGGAAAUUAGCCAAGAGAGCAAAGACACCUGCAAGAAAGCGAUGGAACGCAUCCGCAGUGCCAUGCGGAGUAAUUCCAAUCUCAAAGAUGUCAUAGCGGAUGUCAACAGGAAGCUCCUGGAAAUGCUGAAUAUCAUUAAAGAAGUAGAACUAAGAAACAGGAAACACCUGCACUAUCUCGAAGAAGAAAACGAUCUGUUGGAGAAACAGCUGAUGUCGGUAUCAAGACAGGAGGUGGUCAUCAACGACGCUGAGAUCAGGCUAGAGGCAGCACAGGACCUGUCAUCCCUUGGGUCUGUCAUGGACAGAACUGAGGAAAUUAAUAGUGACACCAAAGAUCUUGUGGACGCCACGGAGGAGUUUCUCUCUAAAAACAAGGACACGCGGGAGAAUAUAGGAAAGGAUAUCGAAGAAUGCAAGAGAAAGCUUCAUGCUCUGGAGGAGAUCCUGACUUCUUAUCAAAAAAAGAGACACAUUGACCUCUCUCAUGGGAUGGUUGCCAUGACAGCAGAAGAAGAUAUCCCUGAGCAUCUGACUGUUGACUACCUGCGAAGAUUAAAGGAACCGAUCAAGCAGGCGUUGAAGCAACGGAAAAUAUUCGCCAUUCAGAAUUACCUUGGACAGACGCGCUAUGCAAGAAUCACCAUCACAGAGGGCAACGAAAUAUGUCUUCACCAUCUGACGGAAGAGCUGCCGCCUCCCAAGGCCCACUAUAUCAAACAUUGCGAGGUGAUGAAACUCGUUGAUAAGUCUUCCCGAAGGACUUUUCUGGACCUAAGAAUUGGAGAAGAGGACCUCGGCAGGCUGUUGCUAAAACUGACCCCGGACACUGUCAAGGCGCAGCACCAUGCCCUCCUCUGCACGGGGGAGAGGGGCAUCUCGUACGCCAACGGCUAUCUCUACGGCGUGAAGGGAUCCUCAGACGACAACGAAUGGCUGUGGUUCAAUCCGGACGAGAGGAGGGUCUCCUGCGGAGGGAAUUUCAUAUUUUCUGACAUGGACGUCGAGGAGGAGUGGAAGGAUGUUUAUGUCAGGCCCAUGGUUGUCGGUGCGGUCGCCACCAACUUCUUGGGCAGGGAUACCCUCAAGUUCACUAUCUGCCUCAAAGAGAAGCCCCAUGAGAAAAUCCGCGGGACGUUCGGCAUGGUGGAGAAGGGCAUGGGGGUGCUGAAUAGCGCUCUCUCUCGACAGCCCAAUCUCAAGGAAUUCAGGAUACACGACUGCGGUAUUGUCCUCUCCCACGAAUAGUCAGUCAGUCAGUCAGUCACGCGAUGUCAUAGAAGAGAUUGGUCGUUUCCACAAUUGUGCUUUCAAACUACUGUAACCUAACCGAGAUACCUUUGUCAAUCAAGAAAUGACUCAGAGGUAGAGUAAAAUAUUUUAUAAGCC